GCCGGGGGAGGGAGCGCUGCGCUCGCACCAGCUGUUUCCCGCCUUGAGCGGCAGAGGCGCGGCGCGCUCAGCUGGGGCCGGCGCCCGCAUGGAGUACUUCAUGGUGCCCGCGCAGAAGGUGCCCGCGCUGCAGCACUUCAGGAAGUCGGAGAAGGAGGUGAUCGGCGGGCUCUGCAGCCUGGCCAACAUCCCACUGACCCCAGAGACCCAGCGGGACCAGGAGCGGCGAAUACGCAGAGAAAUUGCAAACAGCAACGAGCGAAGGCGGAUGCAGAGCAUCAAUGCCGGCUUCCAGUCUCUAAAAACCCUCAUUCCACACACAGAUGGGGAGAAGCUCAGUAAGGCGGCGAUUCUCCAGCAAACAGCUGAAUACAUCUUCUCUCUGGAGCAGGAGAAGACUCGGUUACUGCAGCAGAACACACAGCUCAAGCGGUUCAUCCAGGAGUUCAGUGGCUCCUCUCCGAAGCGGCGGCGGGCGGAGGACAAGGACGAGGGCAUUGGCUCGCCGGACAUCUGGGAGGAUGAGAAGGCAGAGGAUCUGCGCCGAGAAAUGAUCGAACUCCGACAGCAGCUCGACAAGGAGCGGUCGGUCCGCAUGAUGCUGGAGGAGCAGGUGCGCUCCUUGGAGGCCCACAUGUACCCUGAGAAGCUCAAGGUGAUCGCCCAGCAGGUGCAGCUCCAGCAGCAGCAGGAACAGGUGAGAUUGCUGCACCAGGAGAAGCUGGAACGUGAGCAGCAGAUCCGAACGCAGCUCCUGCCGUCACACGGUCCCCCAGCACCCACCCAUCAUCCCACUGUGAUUGUACCAGCGCCGCCUCCUUCCCAUCACGUCACCGUGGUAACCAUGGGCCCAUCCUCCGUAAUCAACACAGUCUCUACAUCCAGGCAAAACCUGGACACCAUUGUUCAGGCAAUUCAGCACAUUGAAGGGACGCAGGAAAAGCAGCUGCAGGAGGAGGAGCAGAGGCGUGCGGUCAUCGUGACGCCUGUCCGGGCGUGCCUGGAGCCCUCCAAUUCUGACACCGCCUCCGACACAGAGGGGGAUGACAGUGACUCCAUGGAUCAGAGCAAGGAAGAUCCCUCAGGGGAGGGGGAGCUGCCCUGACCCCCCCAGCCAGCAGCAGGGAAAGGGGUGGGACUGGGGAGGGGAAUGUCAGAGAAUAUGCUGAAAUUUUUAAAAAAUACAAUGCGAUUUGGGUCUCUUUUAUGACCUUUUUCAAUACUGUAAAUCGGAGCGCUAGAACCAGAUACGCUGAAAGUUCAUGCUGCAGUUGAAAGCAAACCGGGGGGG
This is a messenger RNA of Mauremys reevesii (Reeves's turtle), 1291 nucleotides long. RefSeq names its product transcription factor AP-4 (gene TFAP4). Gene Ontology annotation, cellular component: nucleus. The coding region runs from base 89 to 1105 and encodes 338 amino acids. NCBI's taxonomy places the organism in Eukaryota, Metazoa, Chordata, Testudines, Geoemydidae. Gene Ontology annotation, biological process: regulation of transcription by RNA polymerase II. Gene Ontology annotation, molecular function: RNA polymerase II cis-regulatory region sequence-specific DNA binding; DNA-binding transcription factor activity, RNA polymerase II-specific; protein dimerization activity. The transcript is spliced from 7 exons. The record is from RefSeq and is a predicted model, not a curated record.